AUGGGAAAUUUCUGUCAAGACCAGACAUCACCCGAGAACCUCUCAAACGUCAUGUCCUCCAACAGCACAAGCAGCUACGGUUGCUAUGAAGGGGAAGAUGCUUUCACCUUUUACGUGGUGGCUCUGUCAGUUUCUUGCAUUGGUCUUCCUCUGACUCUUCUGGCCAUCUUCGCUCUGUACUCUCUGGUGCAAAAAGAUCAUGUUGCCGGAAUUUAUGUCAUCAACCUUUUAAUUGCUGAUCUCAUCCAGAUCUGCUGCUUUAUCAUAAAAGUAGCCAUAAAUAAUAAGGAGAUUUGCAAUGUUCUCCGCUGCAUCAUACACUCCACUGCUGUGGAAGUUAGCAUCUGCUUCAUGGUGGUUAUUUCAUUGGAAAGGUACUUGGUCGUCGCCUGGCCGCUGUGGUACAGAUUCAGACGAAGCAUCAAGACGUCUUUGAUUGUCUGCUUUGUGGUCUGGAUGCUUCCUCUUUUGAACCUCCUUAUGUAUUUUUAUGGUGGUGAUCAUAUGGAAACCACCGUUGCGUGUUUUCUUCUCGUUCCUUUCCCUCUGCUCAUCUUCUUCCUGUGUGGGACUCUCAAAGCCUUAUCUGCAACGCGCAGCGUCCCCACCGAGGAAAAACGACAAAUCGUUGCAAUUCUAGUCUUGGUUUUUCUCAUUUACACUCUGAUGUUUUUGCCACGCGUCAUCUAUUCCUUGGCCAAAAACUUCAGACAAGAUCCCAUAUUUGAAAUUGUGACCAUAACUCCGGUUUACUUCAGUCCUUUGGCUGACCUCAUGCUGUAUGUCUUCAUGAGAAAGGGGAUCGCAGAUAAACUUUUGGCCUCUCUGUGUUGUAAAGUUGAGUGCAAUGAUACGGGCCAGUCGGCAGUUCAUAGUGUUAGCAAAAACUCAGGCAGUCCCAUGCAGACAGAGAGGGAGGAGCUAGAGAAAAGGUCCGAAAAAGUAUAA
Messenger RNA from Oryzias melastigma (Indian medaka), 948 nucleotides. Its product is annotated as G-protein coupled receptor 4-like. Gene Ontology annotation, molecular function: G protein-coupled receptor activity. Lineage: Eukaryota; Metazoa; Chordata; Actinopteri; Beloniformes; Adrianichthyidae. Gene Ontology annotation, biological process: phospholipase C-activating G protein-coupled receptor signaling pathway; positive regulation of Rho protein signal transduction. The record is from RefSeq and is a predicted model, not a curated record. Bases 1 to 948 code for a protein of 315 amino acids. The transcript is spliced from 3 exons. Gene Ontology annotation, cellular component: membrane.